AUGCUUCUACGAAUGUACGGAAAAUAUGUGUUAAUAUUGUUUCAAGUCUACUUAUGUCUCGCUUUGUGCAUUACAACAAUCAGUCAUCAUAAAAAUUUACAAAAAGAAAUAAUGUUAUACAAGAUUAUGGAAUUCAUACCUUAUUUGAUAUUUAAUCUCCCAUUGUUACAUGGAAGUCGGCAUCAUCAAUUACAAGAUCACAGUCAACAUCGAAAUCAACAACAAAAAAGUAACUAUCAAGCUGACAAACAAUUUCAAACUACAGAACAACAAAGACUUACAAAAUUCGAACACUUACAGUCAACACCAAAAUCUGAAACAAGACAAGUUUUACUGAACACUAAUUCAAAUACUACUUUUACAAGCCAAUCACACGUUAAGCAUCCUAAAAUUGAAUCUCAUAACGAUGGUUUUCCUAAACUUCACCAUUAUUCUAAUAAUUUAUCUGUUUACUAUUUAUCAAACAAAACAUCCAUGAUGAAGGCAUUAAAUGGAUAUGAAGUACACAGAGAUUGUUGUUUCAAUACAGAUGGCAGACAAGAAAUCCCAUGUAUAUUAAAUCCAUAUCCACUUUAUGAGAUGAUGAAGAAAUUUCCCAAUGCAGAUAUACGAAAAUUAUAUCAUAAUACUCAAAUAAAUUUAUUUCAUCCUUUCAGUCAUAAACAGAAAAUGAGCAAAAUGGUAUUAACUUAUGAAACUGGUGAAAAUGCUUAUCUUCCAUGUCAUACAUUGGGUGCAGAAGACAGUGAAACAAUGAUCUGGGAAAAAGGACAAAAUCCUUUAUUUGUAUCUACUGUCAGUUUUAUGCAAGAUUCUAGAUUUCGUUUAAAUAUUAGCGAUGAUAAUUACUAUAACAAUGAAAUCUAUCAUUUUGAUACUAAAGAAUACAAUGCGAAAUCUACAUUGAAAGGAGAUAAGUUAUCGUAUCAAAGUUAUGUAGAUAAAUAUGAUGUCAGAAAUAAUUGGAAACGUCGCCGAUGGGAUCUGAUUAUUGACUUUGUAACACCAACAGAUUCUGAUAUUUAUACAUGUAUGCUUAUGGGAAGAACAUCACAAAUGAUUAGUUAUCAUGUGAUUGUAAAUGAAUCAACCUCAAGAAUCAAUUACAGUCAGAAAAAAUUAAUUACCAUAUCAUCUCCAUCCAUGAUUACCAUUGGAUCUGCAUUUAAUCUUACCUGUUCAGUAUAUGUUACAAAAGACAGAUCAGCCAACAUAGCAGUAGACUGGUUUCGACCAACUUAUGCAAUUGAAACUUCUUCAUAUCGACCGAUAAUACUAGUUUAUCCUCAAAUACCGAACAAUUUUGUAUCAGUACAGUCAGAUUUAGAUACAUACAAUACAAAGUACAAUAAUACCAAUAAUAUAGUUCGUGAACUCGCUUAUUCAUUUCAACAAAUCACUAGUGGAUCAUCAAAAGGAAUCACUGUUUAUAAACAAGUUACCGGUGAAUUAAAUUAUAAUUAUCGUAGUGAAGUACUUCUUACUGUACAAUCAGCUAAAGAAAAUGAUGGUGGUCUUUAUGAAUGUCGAGUGUAUGAAGCAGCAAAUUAUGGACAAGAACAAAUUAUAGAUAGAGCAUUCCUAGAUAUUAUCAUACGCAAAAGAUAUCCUCACAAUCCAUUUGAACAAAUCGAAUUAAAUGCAAAGCUUAGAAGACUUUUAUCAAUAUUCUGGAACUUAAAUCCUCAAAAUGUUAAUAAUUUACACGAUCACCAUGCACAAAAUGAUGUGGCAUCCAGAGUUCUAACAAGAUACAGAAUGCAUAAUAUAAAACAAGAGAAAGAUAAUUAUGGUCAAUCAAUAGAUCAAAAUCAAUAUUUGUCCAAAGAAAAUCAAAUGAAAUUCAGCUUACUGGAAACACAAAAUCCUCGUAUGAGAGUUAGAACAGUUAAAAAUUUCAAUUCUCACCUUUACAUUUCACAGAUACUUUUAUAUUUUUCAGUAAUUUCGCAAAUAAUCUCGGCGGUAAAAUGAAUUAUUUUUCAAAGAGAAGUUAUAACAAUUUACAAAGCAGUAAGACAAGAAAAGUAAAUCGCACAUGAAAAUACAAACAUUCGUUUUAAAGUUUUCAUCCAAUUCAAUAUGUUUCAGAAGAAAAUGGCAAUUAAAAUAAUGAAGCACAUAAGUGAACAACAAUUCCUACUGUGUGUUUGUAUUCCUAACAUUUAUGUACAUAAAUCAGAACCAACUUUAAAGGAAAAAACAAUUUGUUCUCAUAGAUUUCUUUUCACUCUUCCGUAAGUUAUUUGUUUGAUUUCAACUUUCUUGUCUGUUCAUGGAGUACCUUAAAAUCAUUAUGAAUUUUUUCUUAAAGAACUGUCCAAUUAUUAUACA
Schistosoma turkestanicum is the source of this 2334-nucleotide messenger RNA. The record is from the annotation of a GenBank genome assembly. NCBI's taxonomy places the organism in Eukaryota, Metazoa, Platyhelminthes, Trematoda, Strigeidida, Schistosomatidae.